UGACUCACACCCGGGAGCCCUCAGGAUGGGGCAACUGAGCGGAGGUGGAGCUUCCCCCACAGGGGCUCCUCCGAAACUACCUUCAGGGAAGGGGGCGCCCAGGACUCAUUCACUCACUCACUCGGCAAUGCCUCCCAGCACCGGGCGCUGGGCCAAGUUCACCGUUUCGAUGGCAAAAAAAAAAAAAAAGAGUCCUUUCCGGCCCGUGCUGGGGAGAGAGAGCUGGCCGAGACGCUCCCCGGCCCUACACCGACCCGGCCUGGGCAGCUGUGGCACAGCGCCCGGAGCCUCGCGGGGCAUUGUGGGUAGGCGCUUUAAAAGAUGCCUAGGCGCGCCUAGGCGCCCAGGAGCGCUGCGACCGUGCUCCCGGCAGCAGUCAUGGCACUGUCGCUCACCACCCGCGGCCUCCUGUUGCUGAUGCGAGCCAUCGGCUUCCUCAUCGGCCUCUUCGGGAUGGCCGCGCGGGCCUUCGACUACAGCCGGCGCCUCGGCGGCCCCCGUGCAGCCCAGCCCACCAGCAAGUCCCUGUUGCUCCUGUCAGCGCUGCGUUUGGCUAAGCUCAUCCGCCAGAGGAAGGUGAAGUGUAUAGAUGUCAUCAAUGCCUAUAUUGACCGAAUAAAGGAAGUAAAUCCGUUGAUCAAUGCAAUUGUCAAAGACCGAUUUGAGGCAGCUCGGCAAGAAGCUCUGGAAGUAGAUAACUGGCUCUCUAAGGAACAAGAAGAUGAAACCACACUAGAACAGAAACGGCCCUUUUUGGGGGUCCCUUUGACUGUGAAGGAAGCCUUUGAGUUAAAUGGGAUGCCCAAUUCUUCUGGCCUGGUGAACCGUAAGGACGUCAUCUCCAAGACUGAUGCUGCAGUCGUAGCAUUGCUGAAGCAAGCUGGUGCUAUUCCCCUUGGAGUGACCAAUUGCAGUGAGCUCUGCAUGUGGUAUGAGUCCAGCAACAAGGUUUAUGGCAGAACCAACAAUCCGUAUGAUGUACGGUGCAUUGUGGGAGGGAGUUCCGGAGGUGAAGGCUCUGCUCUAGGAGCUGCUUGUUCCGUGAUCGGUGUGGGCUCAGAUAUUGGUGGCAGCAUCCGGAUGCCAGCUUUCUUCAAUGGUAUUUUUGGACAUAAGCCUUCAUCAGGAGUGGUCUCCAAUGAGGGCCAGUUUCCCGUGGCUAUGGGAGCCCAGGAAGAGUACCAGUGCACGGGACCCAUGUGUCGCUAUGCUGAGGACUUGGAGCCCAUGCUGAGAGUCAUGGCAGGACCUGGCAUCCAUAAGUUAAAGCUGGAUAAAAAGGUUCCACUACAAAAAAUAAAAUUCUAUUGGAUGGAACACGAUGGGGGCUCGCUUCUAGUGUCUCCAGUGGAACCAGAACUACUUCAGGUCCAGAAGAAGGUGGUGAGACAUCUUGAGACUGUGCUAGGGGCCUCGGUUCAGCAUGUCCAACUUAGACAGAUGAAAUACUCAUACCAGAUCUGGGUCACUGUGAUGUCAGCCAGGAACCAGGAUGGCAAGGAGGCGGUGAAGUUCCUGGAGCUGCUAGGAGAUCACGGAAAGCCUGUGUGGCCCCUCUGGGAACUGAUGAAGUGGUUCCUUGGGAUGUCAACACACACCAUCCCUUCUAUUGGUCUGGGCCUGAUGGAAUCAGUUCUCAAACAUGACCAUCAAACCAAUACCAAGUUUGAAAAAUUACGGCAAACUCUUUGGUCAGACCUUGUAGACAUGCUGGGAAAUAAUGGAGUCUUCUUAUACCCCUCCCAUCCUAAAGUGGCUCCCAAGCACCACUUCCCUCUGACAAGGCCUUUCAACUUUUCUUACACAGGUAUCUUCAAUGCCCUGGGCUUGCCUGUGACCCAGUGCCCACUUGGCCUGAGCAGUCAGGGGCUUCCUCUGGGUAUCCAGGUGGUGGCUGGCCCCUUCAAUGACCACCUGACCCUGGCUGUGGCUCAGUACCUGGAGAAGAGUUUUGGUGGCUGGGUCUGUCCCGGGAAGGCCUUAGAGUGACCUUCCCACAGUUCAGAUUUAACCGAUUUGUGGGUAACAAAGAUUAGGAGGGACAACUACUGCUUAAUUUUAAAAACACCAUGAUAAGCUCUUAUGAGAUUAAUGGACCAAAUCUAAUAAGUGGAUGAAAAGUAACAAUGAUAAAUGUAAAAUAAAUGACACAACACAAAAACAUGACGUGAAAAAGA
Messenger RNA from Monodelphis domestica (gray short-tailed opossum), 2177 nucleotides. RefSeq names its product fatty acid amide hydrolase 2 (gene FAAH2). Gene Ontology annotation, cellular component: endomembrane system. The record is from RefSeq and is a predicted model, not a curated record. NCBI's taxonomy places the organism in Eukaryota, Metazoa, Chordata, Mammalia, Didelphimorphia, Didelphidae.